AUGGCCAAAAGACAGCAGUUUUUCUAUCUAUUUGUGGUGUACUGUUUUCUUUUGCCAUCGAUUUAYGGCCARCUUUAUUCUGAUCYAAGAAAAAMAGCAGGUCCUCCAAAGCACGYCUGYGACUUUGAUAGAUGUAAAGGGAAURAUGGWCCAACAAUUAUUGGAAGAGUUCAGGGACUGACUCGAUUGAAUGGAAUAAAGGUUGGUCAUAGACAAGAAGUAGAUAUAGGAGAAGAUGGAAAAAGAACACUGAUUACAAGAGCCAUGCGACCGCUUCUUUUCGAAAUUCCUAAUUUCCUCUCGGAAGAAGAAUGCCAUUACAUCAUUGAGUCGGCCCAAAAUGCAGGCAUGUUUUCGAGUAUAGCCAAGGGUGGAUUAACAGAAGUGGACACAUGGACGUUUACGUCAACUAUCAAAGGCAAAGCAGACGGGCCGAGAGGACUUUACGAAAACUGGGAUUUCGAUAUGGAUGAACAGAUAACCAUUGACGAGAUAAAGAAAUUUGCAGCAAUACAGAGAUACCUUUACCUGAGUGAAAAGGAAAUAAAGACUAUGUUUAAAACUCUAAAUAUGACAGAACUUGAUGAUGAUGUUAUAACUCGCGAAGAGUUUGAAGACAUGAACACGAUGUUACUGGAUAGCUAUUUAUAUCAACUGAGUCAAACCCACCCAAAACACAGACAGAGAUACAGUGAUCAGGUCUGGUUGAACCAAAAGGAGCACGGUGGAAUUAUGGAGAAAGUUCAAGAAAGGGUACUAAAGCUCACGAAUCUAUCCAAAGAAAUCAUAUAUGGCAGCGAAUUUGUUCAGGUUCUUCGGUAUGGAGUUGAAGGCCAUUACCAUGCACACUAUGACACUGAAACCCACGAGCAUCCCGAGAUCCAUUGCUGCCACCAAAAACCUGUCAUCGAUCCAUCUAAACUAGGAACAAAGAAGUGCAAGCUAUGCAGGUAUAUUACUAUCUUAUUCUAUUUGAAUGACGUGGAGGAAGGAGGAGAGACUGCUUUUCCGGUAGCAGACAAUGGUACACUCGACGCGAAUCAUGUGUUUAUGAACCGACAAAAAGGCAAAGAUCUCCACAACAUGAGCGAGUUCUGCCAAGCAGGGAACCUGGUCUUCAAACCAAAACAAGGAACAGCCAUUAUGUGGUAUAACCAYCUACUAGACGAGGAAUCGGACUGGAUGGGUGAGCGAGAUGCUUUCAGUCUACACGGUGGAUGUAAGAUCAGUAAAGGAUAUAAAUGGGCCGCMAAUUAUUGGAUAACAGCUCCUUAUAAACAUAAUGCACAUGAGAAGAGUAUUUAUUUACCUUGGGGUAAAAUUCUGCUGGAGGACCCAGAAAAAUAUCAAGAAUAGGUCCCACAAAAUCGCUUACAACGAGACUAAAAGUGGACAUUCCAUAGCCCAUAAACACCUUUCUCGAGGACAUGUAUCUAGUAGCAUACUGAAAGCAUUUAUCUUUAUGAAACGAAAGUGGAUCAUAGUGAACGGUGGGCGGGCAAAAAAUGCGAUGUCAGCAUCGAAGCAAAACCUUCACCCUUUCUGAGUGGGGAUGGAUCGAACCUUUUCGACAUUUUUUAUUUCGCUUUAAUUUUCUACCAAAAAACUAAUAUAAUAUAUUUCUAUCUUAUCUAGGUCAUAAAUAAAUAUAAAGAUAUCGUCAUAAUGAGUACAAUAAUAAACAGUUAUCAAUCCUUCAAUUCCUCACUAUUCUUCCUAAUAUUUAGUCAUUCCUGAGUCUCUGAUGAGUCAAGGUAAUCGGGUGCGUCGCCGUGAAUAAGAUAAGCCAAAUUGCCCUCCAGCAACGCGAUAAGCGUGUUAUCAGUGCAUUCAAUGCGUUUAAUCUGUGCAUCAUUUAACACUUUAAACACCUUACGCUGUUAUCUUCUACAGCCUGAGCGAGAAGCUAAGAUUAGACGCUUUCUAAAUAUUUACCAGGCAUCGAUCGUGGACGAUAAGACUUGCUUUGAUGUCCAACGUCUUACUAACUGUUCAUUAUCUGCGAAUUUAUCUUCUAAGAUAUCGUAAAAAUCAAGGCAGAGAUAAUUUUCAGAUGCGGAAAGUAAACUUGCAUCGGUUUUGGUCAUACAAAUAAAAUCAAAACUUGAAGAUUAAUGCAAACGGUUUAUUCAUAAUAGACUCAUAGCAACAGAAGUUAAGCUAAAAUCAUUUGAAUGAAAUACUUGCGUUUGACUAUCCGUUUUCAGUGMAUUUGAGUAUAGGGCAUGUUCUCUUCCCGCUUUGAAAUCGUUGAGGAUGAAACUACAAUGACAAAAGAAAUAGACAUUUUUUCCCUUCUUUUGCAAACUGGGGAAUGAAAUUGAAUUAUUUUGGGAACUGCAGAUUCAGAAAGUGUAAAUGUUUGCGCAAUUGAUAGAAGACAUUGACUAUCACUCAAAAGCCAUCCAAAAAAAGAAUAGUUUACGCAUGAACGACGUCAGUAGGCAGAGGGAGGUCAGAGUAGAAUACCGAGGUUCUUUGAGCUUUUCGUAUACGUGUUUAAUAGCCUAAGAUACUCUCUCUCUCUCUAUCUAUGCUCACGUCAAGGCUGUAGGUAAAGAUAAUAUUCAAUACUAACAGUAUUAAAGAUCAUUUAACUCAA
Molecule: messenger RNA, 2602 nt
Organism: Actinia tenebrosa (Australian red waratah sea anemone)
Lineage: Eukaryota; Metazoa; Cnidaria; Anthozoa; Actiniaria; Actiniidae
Product: transmembrane prolyl 4-hydroxylase
Biological process (GO): peptidyl-proline hydroxylation to 4-hydroxy-L-proline
Cellular component (GO): endoplasmic reticulum
Molecular function (GO): L-ascorbic acid binding; procollagen-proline 4-dioxygenase activity; iron ion binding
Source: RefSeq, a predicted model, not a curated record